Molecule: messenger RNA, 855 nt
Organism: Miscanthus lutarioriparius
Lineage: Eukaryota; Viridiplantae; Streptophyta; Magnoliopsida; Poales; Poaceae
Source: the annotation of a GenBank genome assembly
AUGUCAGGGAGAGGGAGCGCCGCCGGGGCCAUGGAAGAAGGGCAGGCAGGGUAUCAGAGCUCGGAAGAUGGAAGCCCUGCUGGCAGUGGCAGUGGCAGUGGCAGCAACAGAUGCAACGACGACAUGAUCUCCGUGCAGUUCAUGCAGAAGAUUUUCGCGGAGGUGCUGGGGACCUACUUCAUGAUCUUCGCGGGCUGCGGCUCCGUGGUGGUGAACCUGAGCACCAACGGCACGGUGACGUUCCCGGGCAUCUGCGCCGUGUGGGGCCUGGUCGUCAUGGUGCUGGUCUACUCCGUCGGCCACAUCUCCGGCGCGCACUUCAACCCCGCCGUCACCGUCGCCUUCGCCACGUGUGGACGCUUCCCCUGGAAGCAGGUGCCGUCGUACGCGGUGGCCCAGGUGCUGGGGUCCACGCUGGCCAGCCUGACGCUGCGCGUGGUGUUCGGCGGCGCCACGGCGCACGACCACUUCUUCGGGACGGCGCCGUCGGGGACGGACGCGCAGGCGGUGGUGCUCGAGUUCGUCAUCUCCUUCUACCUCAUGUUCGUCGUCUCCGGCGUCGCCACCGACAACAGAGCGAUCGGUGAACUCGCUGGGCUCGCCGUCGGCGCCACCGUCCUGCUCAACGUGCUCUUCGCCGGGCCCAUCACAGGGGCAUCGAUGAACCCGGCGCGGACCUUGGGCCCGGCGAUCGUGGCAGGCCGGUACAGAAGCAUCUGGGUCUACAUGGUUGGGCCGCUGUGCGGGACGGUGACGGGCGCGUGGGCCUACAACCUGGUCCGCUUCACCGACAAGCCCCUGCGCGAGAUCACCAAGAGCGGCUCAUUCCUCAGGGCCGUGGGCCGCACCAGCUAA